AUGCCCGUCGACAUGGAGUCACAGUCGCAGCUGCGACAGCGGCAGCCCUACUCUGACUCUCCAAAUAGAAACGGGGCCGGCGACGGCGACAGCGCGGCGUCGCAGGUGCCCCCUCCAGCUCCCGAUCCAGUUCCGAGAGCCCCCGCGUUCGCCGGCCGCGUGGGCGCAAACCUGGCGUUCACAGACAGGAAUGAGGUGGAUCAGAACCCGGACGCUGCCCAGAUGCAAACUCUGGGACAGGUAUUGGAUGUCCAUGGGUUCCGACGACCAAUCUACCUCCGCGCUGCUGCUAUUGAAUGCUGGGGGACCUUCCUGCAAGUCUUCCUCGCUGGUUAUAUCGACACGGCUUUCGGCACGUUCACCACCUCCACAUCUCUUGCCAUUAACAUUACGCAUUCUCUAACCACGGCACUGAUCAUCAGCCUGUUCAUCUACUCAACGGGUAUACCUACCGGCGGUCAUAUGAACCCGUUUAUUACCAUGGCGACGUUUAUGACCGGUCUGUGCACCCUCCCUCGCGCACUGUACUACAUCGUCGGUCAACUCAUCGGUGCUCUUGCCGGCGGCUUCUUCCUCAAAUUAGGGCUUGGGGGUAGCAAGUACUUUUUCCCUGACGGCAUUGUCGGAGGUUGCACGAUGGACUUCUCCCAGAUCUCGCCCGGUGAAGCCUUUGUGCUCGAAUUUGGCGUCUACUCCAUCGUCGUCUUUGUCGCAUUUGGCGUGGGCCUAGAACCAAGACAGGGUAAGACGCUGGGCCCCGCUCUGUCUCCCAUUCUCGUCGGCGUCACCGUUGGCUUGGCAACGUUUGGUACGGGGUCGGUCCAUCCGGGCUGGAGCGGAGCAUUGUAG
Apiotrichum porosum is the source of this 849-nucleotide messenger RNA. RefSeq lists its product as uncharacterized. The transcript has 5 exons. Bases 1 to 849 code for a protein of 282 amino acids. Lineage: Eukaryota; Fungi; Basidiomycota; Tremellomycetes; Trichosporonales; Trichosporonaceae. Gene Ontology annotation, biological process: transmembrane transport. The record is from RefSeq and is a predicted model, not a curated record. Gene Ontology annotation, molecular function: channel activity. Gene Ontology annotation, cellular component: membrane.